Molecule: messenger RNA, 2324 nt
Organism: Porites evermanni
Lineage: Eukaryota; Metazoa; Cnidaria; Anthozoa; Scleractinia; Poritidae
Source: the annotation of a GenBank genome assembly
AUGGCAGUGUACUUCAAAUUCCUAGAGCACCUUGUACAACUUUCAAGAAAGGAAUACCAACAAGAAGUGGUUGCGUUUAACGUAGACGACAUGUCAGCAGCUGGUAGGGCAAAAGUUCGUCAUGUUGGUGGCUGGGCCGUUCGAAAAGUUCUUGAGAAAUCAAGAAGGUACGUACGGGUCAAUAUCUCCUCUGAAAAUUCCGAAACAAUGGCAUCGGUGCGGCGACACCACAGUAUCUGCGAACUUAUUGAAGAAUCCCUUGUUGGAUCUGUGGCAGUGUUGGAGGAGGAGAGCCAGCACAAAGACACCCUGCAGGUGACAGAGGCACGGCAAUAUAGAGAAAGAGGACUGAUACAUAUAGGGGAUGCUGUCUACAAAUUCUUCAUGUACCUAGAGAAACAACGAGUUCAUUUGUUAAACGAUCAUAUGUUGCGCAGAGAGGGAGUAAAUAUAGUCGAAGAGGCCCACCGAAAGCUGAUCCAAGACGACGAAAUAAGUUUGAAAUGGCAACAGUGUUUCAAGAGCGAGGAUGUGAAGGAAAAGAAGGUGCAGAUAAUCGUAAAACAAUCAAUCCACUUGGAAUUUUGUUAUCUUUAAUUUUCUUUCACUUAUUGUAACUCAUUCAUGUUCCUUUUUUAGGAUUUAAUACGGAAUAUUUUAGAAUCUGUCAUUGAACGCUAUUUGCACAUGGGAACAGCGCAGUAUUUGCGGGACUAUCGAAGAAGCUUCCAACUUAAAAAGAGCUCAGAAUUGAGAAAGCGAGUCCUUCAGCGACAGAAAAAGAAUCAAGAGAAGUCAGACAGCGUAUCAUUCGAGGUAAAAUAAGUGUACUGUAAUUUUAGAGCACCCACCUUGUCUCGCAAGUGAAAGUGGGAUUCCAUUUAGUGUACCUUUACAUGAAGGGGUUCUCACUGAGAGUAUUCGGUAAUUGGGCAUUGAGAAUUAACUCGCGUCUUGGAUAUGACUUCGACUUUAAAAGCUAUAUUUUGGAGGCUAUUAGUGACUCCGGUGACAAUAAACACGUUAUUGCUCCCGCAGGGAUUUCGCUCAGAAGGCGAACUCCCGAGGAAGCACUCUAGUAGCUCGCGCGCAAAUUAAGGAAAGCACUUACAGUACUUUCAGAGGGGCCGCGAGGAAUCGCUAUAGUAGGUUAAUGAUGACGUUUUCUAUUGUUCGCGCCCGCAAGUAAGAGAUGGUUUAAGGAUGACGUAAAACAUACGGUAGUAUCACAGUGGUUAUCAGUGACAUUCUGUGGAGCAGCUGUUUUGAAAGUGAUGGACCAAAAUUAAAGACACUCGUUAAACGCAGAUGAAGUUAUAAGGUGUGUAUAAACACUUGGAGGGACACGAGUCACAAAUCUUUGAUUGGAAAGAAUUUGCCAGGCACUCUUCCUCGAUCUCUUUGCGGAAAUAAGACUCAGUCCCAAACAACUGAAACAAGCAAGACUAGUGAAUCAACGGCUAGAUUAUCACUUGCAGAACGAAGGUCCGCGAUUACAGAAAUUCGAGGACUUUCAAAUGAACCGUUUGUAAAAUGAGAAAGAGAAAUACUAGGCAAAAAUUCCAACUUCUAAUUAAUUCUUUUCUUAUGCUUUAGAAUAAAUUUAAUAAUUCUCCACACUGAGAAUGUUUUCAGAUCAAACCUGUGUAAAUUGAACUGAAACUGUGCAUGGAACCUUUCGUUUCCGGUUCUAACUUUCACCUAUUGUAUAGAGAAUGUGUGAAAAUCUUCAUUAUGAAUCGGCCAUGUAAUAUCCUCUAUUUAUUAUGUAUUUUUAUUCCUAAACACAAAGGGAAAUAAAAGGUUAGAUGUCCGCACAGCCCCAUACACUUGUUAUGGAUACAUUUUAUGCCUCCAUUCAUAACAACUAUUUGUGUGAAAUGCAAUGUUUAAUGAUGAAAUUGCUGCUUGCAAAGUAAAUGUAUGUGGUUGUACAGUAAGUAUAAAGUAUGGAAAAAGUAGCAAAUUGAACCACAACAUUUACCGAAUGCACAUGUAUAUUUUAUUGACAGGAUAUUCUCAAGGACCGGUCAGAACAGAAGGUUUCUUCGCAUGCGCGGCUGAUACAUUUUAUUGGCAAGUACAAUGAUGACGCAAGUGUCUUUGCCCGUGUUUAUACAAGAGCCCAAUUACUGUUGCUUUGUGAGGCCUAUGAGGUCCCUGUCAGACGGCGUGAUACCAAGAUAGAAUUGGCUAAAACUCUCAUUGAAGCCUUAAAGGGGACAAGAUCAAUACCGUUUACUGCUCCAGUGGAUGACAGGGAGUUCCAGGUCGUAGAGACAGUGCAUGAUGAAGAACAUGGUGGACUGCGCAUGCGGUUCAGG